AAUGUCAGGUCGGACCCGGAAAAGGCAGUUGCUGUUGUUCGGGCGGAUCCAACUUUCUCGGCGGUGCUUGGACUAGUUAGGGGCAAACGAGAGUAACGAUUGUCGGGAAAUCUGUUUGUUUAUAGAGUGAUAAACGCGGUUUGAAGUACAUUUCAGAUAAUUCCACGCUAAUAUACUCGCACUCGAAGGCAGCGACAAAGGCCACAUUUUUCCAUAUCAGUCGCCUAUGUGCGGAUAAGUGGAAUCUAUUAUUGGAACGAUACUGAUUAUAAGCGCUUUACAUAUGAUUAAAAUCGGAUUAAAAAGCUUUCCAGGAAUACCUCGAGUACCCCAAGUGCGUGUGUGCAAUGCUGGAAUGGGAUCGCGUGAAACGGCCAAAAAUUAUUGACGCCUUGAGCAAAAACGGUGUUUUAAAAAUAAUUUCAUAAAUAAACAAAUUCAAAUCAUCGAGCAUAUUAAUAUAAACAUUUUGGUGGUUCAUGUGCAAAUCGGUAACCACGAGAGACUUUCACGAGUAGUCAAUAAACAAAUGCCGCCUCGAGCCGCAGAAAGUGUGAAGCACCACCACCGCCACCCCAGCUCGACCUACGCCGCCACCGCCACCGCUACCGCCGGUGUAAUGUGAACAGUGAAUAAAAGAUUAAAAUUACACUUCGCUCAACAAGUGGAGAAAACAGUUUUUAUUUAAAAUUAGCAAGGCAUUCACGAAAAUAGCCAUAAAAAUCGGAUUAUGUUUUCAGCACAAACAUUACGGGCAGAAAUAUGCGAAAGGGUGUAAAAUAUCUAGUGGUUUGCCUAUUUCUAGUUUCUGCAAGGGAAGCGCUUCCGUUAACGGCCGGCGACUUAGAAGGGAGAGUAUUUUAUUCGCCAGACUCUACAUCCAACGUCCCGGAACUAGUGCAACAGGAAAUAGGAAGAGAUAUAAGACUUAAAUGCGGUUUGAAGGAAAACCCUAUCAAUUCUUCACUGGAAUUGCCGGUGGAGUGGUAUUUUAAGCCUUGUGGUGGCGCAUCAAGUCAGUAUUCGUGCCAGGAUACGAUCAGUGUAAAAUGGACGCAAUUAAGUUGUGACCCGGGUCUUUGCCGGCCGACGUUACAUAUUCGAAACGCCAGUGAUGAGCACUCUGGAUUGUACAAGUGUACUAUGAGGCCCUACGAUUCAAAUGACUUUAAGAAAUUACAAAUACAAUUUGUUAGGAUUUAUCAAGUGGAAGUAAAGACAAUUUUGUUACCAGAGUUCCUGGAUGGUUUAGCAAAUACUACAGCAGAGGUGGGAUCACGCGUGGUUUUACAUUGUCGUGUUCAAAGCAGGGCGCAUCUUGCCAUUAAAUGGUUCCGAAAGUUGGAUGUACCUCUGAUAGAUUUUCAUGAUCAAAGCGGAGUUGUUCAAUAUUCCAACAAAACCUACAAACUUAUAAAUACCGCUGGCGAGCGAAUCCUUAAAGAUGAUAUAUAUUUAAGUAAACUUAUUCUAGAGGACGUAACUGAGGACGACAGUGGAGUAUAUGCUUGUGUAGCAUUAAAUUAUCGUGGUCAUCGUAUAAGGGAAGUUUACGUGAAUGUUGAAUCAAUCGAGAACGACCUACAAAGCACCACAGACCCAUCGGAAUUUCUGCUCUUAUUUUUAAUGCCUGUAGGACUAGCCAUGAUACCAUUGUCGCUUUGGUUUUGCUUUGUUUUUGGCAAAAGGUACUCAAGAUAUAAACAAGAGCACACUGAGCGCAUGGAAAGGAUGAAGAAUGCAAAUAUGAAUUAUGUGAGAGUGAACUGUGAAUAAAAUACGUUGUUAAUUUAUUUUAAAUAUAAAAAAUAAGCUUUUAUAAAAUAUUA
Messenger RNA from Hermetia illucens (black soldier fly), 1829 nucleotides. RefSeq names its product fibroblast growth factor receptor-like 1. Gene Ontology annotation, cellular component: cell-cell junction. Bases 763 to 1776 code for a protein of 337 amino acids. NCBI's taxonomy places the organism in Eukaryota, Metazoa, Arthropoda, Insecta, Diptera, Stratiomyidae. The transcript has 4 exons. Gene Ontology annotation, molecular function: cell adhesion molecule binding. The record is from RefSeq and is a predicted model, not a curated record. Gene Ontology annotation, biological process: cell-cell adhesion.